CUAAAUAUAUAUUUGAAUCUCUUAUAAUGUUAGAUUUUGCAGACAAAGUAGCCAAGUUGUGCCUUGACAAAUAUAAUUCUCUUAAAAAGUCGGGUAAACCGACUGAUAACGAAUGGACCGUUCUCUCUAGUAUUGUUUUAAAAAGUGGUGUAGAUGAAUUAUCAGUAGUAGCUUUGUGCACAGGAACUAAAUGUUUAAGCGGUAAAGAGCUAACUAGCACCAAAUUUGAGGAAAGGGGUAGUAGAUUAAGUGAUUCACACGCCGAAAUUCUUACAAGGCGUGCUUUUUUAAGGUACUUAUACAGUCAGAUUGCUAGUGUUCUGAAAUGCCAGCAUAGUGAUAUUUUUAUUUUAAAUGACAAGGGAAAUAUAACUAUAAAAAAGGGAAUAUCCUUUCAUUUCUUUUCGAGUCAAACCCCUUGUGGGGAUUGUUCUAUUAUUCCCAAAAUUAAUACUUCUUUAUUGGACGGUAAUUAUCAUCCCUCGAAAAAGAUAAAAUUCCUUAAUAAACGAGAAAGUGCUGAAAUUGAAGUGGGAAAUGAGGUUGAUGAUAUACAUAGAACUGGAGCGAAAUGUAUCAGCACUGACGAAAGACAAGAUUUGCAUCAACCUGGGAAAAAUUAUCAUGUACUUGGACCUUUACGAACAAAACCCGGGAGAGGAGAUCGAACGUUGAGUCUUUCUUGUUCUGACAAAAUAGCAAAAUGGAUCGUGGUUGGAAUACAAGGAUCUCUUUUAUCUUUAUUUAUUCCGAUGAUAAAACUUGAGACCUUAAUAAUUGGAGGUGAGUGUCCUUUCUCUAUCGAAUCCAUGGAGCGAGGUUUGUUUAAAAGAUUUAACUCCGAUAUCGUUAGACCAAAUAUUAUUCAAUCGUCGAUCUCGUUUCAACAAAAGAAAGGCGGUUCAAGACAGAAUCCUUGUCCUUCGAGCAUAAUAUGGUCUUCAGUUCCGGAGAGGGAUUUGGAGGUAGCAGCAGAAGGUCGAAAACAAGGAUCAACGAAGAAAAAACCAGGAAGAUGCCUGCUUGUGAGUCGACGUGCUAUUUUUAAAGAAUUCCUGGAAAUUUGCGACAGAUAUUCUAAUUCUCCUCUUCCUCUGCAUCCAAAAAAAAUUACGUACUUUCAUUGUAAACAGUGGUCAAAAUCUUAUCAGAAAUUGUGGCAUGAAGCAAAGGUUACUGUGUUUCGUGUCUGGCCUUCAAAACCAUUGGAGUUACAGAAUUUUACCUUAUGAUUUGUUAUUACUGAUUGACUAAUUAAUUAAAUUUUGCCUUGAUGUAUA
Messenger RNA from Belonocnema kinseyi, 1280 nucleotides. It is a transcript of the gene Adat1, whose product is annotated as tRNA-specific adenosine deaminase 1. Bases 27 to 1232 code for a protein of 401 amino acids. NCBI's taxonomy places the organism in Eukaryota, Metazoa, Arthropoda, Insecta, Hymenoptera, Cynipidae. Gene Ontology annotation, molecular function: RNA binding; adenosine deaminase activity. Gene Ontology annotation, biological process: RNA processing. The transcript has 3 exons. The record is from RefSeq and is a predicted model, not a curated record.